Messenger RNA from Suillus plorans, 1204 nucleotides. RefSeq names its product ribonuclease E inhibitor RraA/Dimethylmenaquinone methyltransferase. The record is from RefSeq and is a predicted model, not a curated record. The transcript has a single exon. Lineage: Eukaryota; Fungi; Basidiomycota; Agaricomycetes; Boletales; Suillaceae. Bases 232 to 858 code for a protein of 208 amino acids.
UUUCACAUCAUCGUCCUGGGAAGUUUUAUAUGCACGUGCUUAACUGCUAGCCGGGACCACCCCGGGCCAUACGUUCAUGAUUGCAAGGACUCGUCUGCUGGCCAUCAGUCGUGCUAUGUCAACCUUGACGCGCUCCUCCACAUGCUCACUAUCAUAAUUUUCCGCUUGUGAAAUCUCAGAUGCCCUCAUAAAGCUCGGAUUCCAAACGGAGGACACAUCCCAGACAUUCACAUGCUCUCCCCAACAUCUCAAGUCAAGAUCUGUGCACCAGCAUACACCGUCCAAAUGGUACUCGCAUCAGACAAUUCAGUCCCAAGGCUCUCCUCCCAUUUCGUAGAUACCGCACCCUCAGGGUCUGUAGUCGUUGUCGACGCCCCACCUCGUUCAGUUUGUUCAACUCCCAGUUCCAUGUCCGAACUUUCACACUCAUUUCUAUCGCGCAGAAACAAAGAAUGCAGUUUGACUGCGGGCGCACAAGCUCGGGGAGCUGUCGGCGCCAUUAUCUCUGGGUGUUGCAGAGACCUCGCUAAACAUCGUGCAGCGGAUUUCCCAGUCUUUGCGCGUGGCCAUUCAACAGUCGGGCAGUCCCCUUUCGUACGCCCAUCUGGUGUAAAUGUCACCCUCACUAUCCAUCCCAAGGAUGCUGACAAUAGCUCAGAUGCAUUCGCUUCUGUCACAGUGACACCAGGCGACUGGAUCAUCGCAGAUGAAGAUGGUGUCGUUUGCGUGCCAGUGGACAUGGUAGACAAAGUCGCGGAACUCGCUAAGAAGGGACAAGAGAUCGAUGCUAAGUGUGUGGCAGACAUUAAAGCUGGAAAGGGCAUCCAGGCAUCUUUCAAGGAGCACAGGGGCAAGUAGAAACACGAUAUUUGGGCUCCUUAUCCUCGAUGCGCAUUAUACAAGGGGUAUUGAUAAUGUCCAUUUCGAGCAGAGGACAAAUUCGGCAUUCCAACAACAGGUGGUGUGGGUGGGAGGUAGGUCCGGGAAGGCAUUCGUGGUGGCGGGCAGCACGAUGGUGAUCACAUGGCAUCCGGGACUGCUUUGAACCCUGCUGCCGGAGCUCCAGACGGGCCCAGACCUGGCCUGGGCCAGAGUCCCCGCAAUUUGAGCAGCCUUAGGUAACCAAAGUUUGACUGAAGUUGACAAAUUUGGAAUACUACGUCGGUACAAGCCGAUGUCGGGGUUUUAACAUGCAUAACCGUGA